Messenger RNA from Xenia sp. Carnegie-2017, 642 nucleotides. RefSeq lists its product as uncharacterized. NCBI's taxonomy places the organism in Eukaryota, Metazoa, Cnidaria, Anthozoa, Malacalcyonacea, Xeniidae. Bases 1 to 642 code for a protein of 213 amino acids. The transcript has a single exon. The record is from RefSeq and is a predicted model, not a curated record.
AUGUAUAAGACAAUUGGAGGCGCAAAUCUGAAGUGGGAAGAACUGUGUGAAGUGAUACUUGACGUUGAAGUGCAAAUCAAUAGAAGACCGCUCAGUUAUGUUGAAGACGAUGUUCAACUGCCGGUGUUGACACCCGAGCUCUUUUUAUUCCAGAGAUCCAAUCAUCUGCCAGAACAGAAAUUAUGGGUCGAAAGUGAUCCGGACUUACGUAAGAGGGCAAGAUACUUGAAAUCUUGCAAACAAGCCUUGUGGAAAAGAUGGUCGAAAGAAUACCUCACUGCACUGCGAGAACGACAUAACAUGAGUCAUGGGACUAAAAAGUUCAUUGUAAACGUAGGAGACGUCGUGCUGAUCAAAUCCAACGAAAAGAAUAGAGGGAAAUGGCCUCUUGGGAUCGUUAUAGAGACAUAUCCAGGAAGAGAUGGAGUGAUACGUGGGGUAAUGUUGAAAACGCCAAAUGGAAACCUAGAACGACCAGUUCAAUUGCUUUACCCAAUGGAAUUAGCUUGUGAUCGACAGAGCCAUGAAGAGAGACCUGAUCUUAAUCCAGACGCUCAACCAUUCAAGCCAAAGCGUAAGGCAGCUGAAAAUGCAGCGGGGAUCAUCAAAUCGAUUGCUGACGAAGAAAACGAAGAGAUUUGA